This is a messenger RNA of Paramuricea clavata, 4072 nucleotides long. NCBI's taxonomy places the organism in Eukaryota, Metazoa, Cnidaria, Anthozoa, Malacalcyonacea, Plexauridae. The record is from the annotation of a GenBank genome assembly.
AUGCAGCGUUCAUCGUUACGACGUAAAAGCAAGAUCACAACAAUGCUGUUUGUGUUUGAGAUAUUCAUUCUUACAAUGUAUGUCGUGUUUGUUGAUUAUGGUGAAGAACUCUUGCCAGUCGAUCCACCCGAUAAAAAUCAUGAUCAUGAAAAUGAUCCAAUUAGGUUAAAUGGUAAGUAAACUUGUUAUUUAUCUUACCACCUAUUAUAAAUAGUCUCGUAUGAUUUAUGCACAUUUCACCGAUGGGUUCUCUAUUUAAACUGGAGUAUUUAUACAGUAUUUUUGGUAAAUUGUUCAUGCGAUAAGAUAUUCUUGAUUGUUUUUCUUCAACAAGUAGAGCCUCACACAAACAUUAAUUUGGUUGCUCCUCACCCAAAAUAUUCAGGCAAAAUAUCAAUUUCAUAUAAAAACAAUAACAACCUAAUUAUAGAGUUACAACUACUAAAUAUACAUGAAGAAUAAUAAUAUUAUCUAAUUAGCAUUAACCAAACUUCUUUGUCAGCAGUAAUAGCUACAUCGUCCCACAAUUAUAUCUCUAAAGCCUGCCUUAUAUAUUCGGUAUAUUGACUGUAUAAAUAUGAUAUUUCUAAUUGUCUUGAUCCGGCUUUUGCACUUCACUUGUGUUAAAACUGACUAUUGAAAUAGAUGGAUAAUUUAAGAGACGAUAUAUAUGCAGUUUUUAUACCUAACCAGGGACGGGGUCAAAACUAAAGUUCUGACCGCAGAACUUUGGGUUUGAUUUUUUGACUCCCCCCCACACACACACAAUAAGCAUGCCUGGCGUACACCCUACCUCAGAUUCCCCCAACCUCUUUCUCCCAAGGACACAUAGAGUUUUAGUACACAUAGAGUUUUAGCUAGCAAUUAUAUCCCUGUUCUGACUAGCGUUAGCUAAAAGGAUUUAACGGCAAAUGUCGUUUUAUGUUUAGCAUUUGAUGACGUUCAUGUAAUGGUGUUCGUUGGUUAUGGUUUUCUGAUGAUAUUUCUGAAGAGAUAUGGUUUUAGUGGUUUAGGGUAUAACUUUAUUGUUGGGACCGUGGCAAUUCAAUGGUCGGUGGUCAUGGAGGGAUUUUUUGAUCUCAAAGAUUCCAAGAUACAACUCACUGGAGACAGGUAGACAUAAAGACAUUCCCUGUGUCUAUAAUAUAAUAAUAUCAAUUUUUUUUGGUGUCACCAACUAAACUAAAGAAAAAGGUUGGAUUGAUAGGGAUUACAACUACCUGAAAAAUACAAGGAGAACUUUUCAAGUCGUAUCCCUAUCAAUCCGUUCAACUAAACUUUUCUGGACUAAUUUUAUUUAUCCUGAAUAGCUCUCUCAGUUCUAUCAUGAGUAAACCAUUUACCAAGUCAAAUUCGAGUCAAUCCCGAGUCACGUAAAAAAAGACGAAACUGCAUGAAUAAAAUUCACAAUCGAAUAGGGUUAGGAGUAGGGUUAGGGUACUAAGUCAUUGAACUACAAAGACCGCUAAACAGUGACUCUGGACAUUUGACUCGGGUUUGGAUUUGACUCAACCAACAAACUCGUUCUACCAUUGACCAUAAACAUGGUUUCUUCAAACAUUCUUGAAAAUAGUAAAUUUCUUGUCGUUGUCCAAUAUGUACAAAAUACUCUAUUUUCGUUAUAGUGUAAUCAAAGCGGAGUUCGCUACCAACGCAGUUCUGAUCACUCUUGGUGUAAUCCUGGGCAAGGCUAGUCCUAUACAGCUGUUCCUGAUCACUGUCAUAGAAGUGUUUCUGUACUCAAUAAACAGAGGUGUAUGCGAGCAUAUAUUAGAAGCAGUAGAUCCGGGGGGAGCGAUCUAUAUCCAUGUAUUUGGUGCAGUAUUUGGAUUGGGUGUGGCGAAGAUGAUCUUUAAUCCACGUUCUGUUGCUCACGAAGAAGAGAUAUCGCAAUACCAUUCGGAUCUCUUUUCCAUGUUGGGUAAGUGGAAAAUGUACCAUAAUGUUUAUGGUGUUAGCCCUAAUAUUUUUCUCUUUUGUAAUUAAACUAAACUAAACUCGUUCUAAACCAGAUUUACGUUCGAGAAUUCCAUGUGAAACAAAUUACAGGAAUCAAACCUGGGUGAAACAGUGAUUUUUCACAUAUGACAGUUGUGCCCGUUCACGAAAGUACUGGAAUUCGAACAUUCAUCAUAACUUACUAUUUCACCAAAAUGAUUGGAUUUAAUUUGACCACGUGAAAUGACUAUUCUUGCACUGCAGUCGACAAUAAGUGGGAAUAGUUAGAAUAUUUAAGUUACAUUAUUUUAUUGUGCCGUUCACGAAAGAACUGGAUGAGUUCAUCUAAUGUUAUUUAUUUCUACAGGAACGCUAUUCUUAUGGGUCUACUGGCCUGGUUUCAAUUCUUCGCUACUACUUGGUCACAUAAAGCAUAGAGCAAUCAUCAAUACAUAUUUUGCCCUAGCAGCAAGCUGUGUUACUGCAUUCGCUUGCUCAACAGUUUUAACGCGAGAAUCCAAAUUUAGUAUGGUAUGUCUUUGUUAUGCCUUUUCAUGUUCGUUUCCUAGUGUUACAUCUUUUCUUCCGUGGGUGAAGGGUGGACGUAGAGCAGGAGAGUUUCUUUCUUUCUUUCUUUCUUAAUGCAAGUGUUUUCACUGUAGGUCCAUAUUCAAAAUGCAACGUUGGCAGGUGGAGUGGCUGUUGGUGCUAUAUCUCAUAUGAUAAUUCAUCCUUGGGGUGCAGUGUUAAUAGGUCUGAUAGCUGGAGCGUCCUGUACUGCAGGCUACGAAUAUUUCCAGGUGAGUGAAUGUCAAGAGAGAAUUAUAUGGACUGAUUUUAGUCACUUCUUGGAAACUGUUUUUGUUAAUUACAUGCCAGAUUCUACAAUAGUUGUGUCCCUGUUUCUGAAAGCCUGAACCGGGAACAGAAACCUUGUUCAGUAUGUACAUGUGAUAGUUUAGCAUUCCAUGAGAUCAUGGGUCAGAGCACUGGUUCAUGAAAACCUUAUGUUUCGAUUCAUUGGGACAAUCUGGUUGGAAAUCAUAACUUAAUAUUUCACCAAAAUGAUUCGAUUUAAUUUGACGACCUUAGAUUACUAUUAUGAUGUCACUGCAGCUGACAAUAAGUGGGAUUAGUUAGAAUAUUUUAUGUUAUGUUCUUUUGUUCAUCUAUUGUGCUAUCUUUCCCCAGCCCUGGUUGAUCAAACAGUUCAGUAUGCAUGAUACAUGUGGUGUUACAAGUCUUCAUGGUAUACCUGGCAUACUGUCCGCAAUAUGUAGCGUGGUUAUUGCUGCUAUCGCUGAUUAUCCUCAGUAUAAGAACAGGUAUUAUCUUUGUACAUAUUACUAAUCCUUGAUUGUAAAGCAUUGAAGGUUCAUAAUAGAGUACCUGUAAGUGAGUUUCAGUAAGUUUUUGACCACUUUUAUGUCAAAUAUCAUUCCAAAAAUUGCCAUUCUUAUUCUCAAUCCUCUUUCCUUAGUUUAUACAAAAUUUAUCCUGCACGAGCACCAGCUAUGAACUCAACAGAUUAUCUAGAACUAAGACAGCAUUCAACAGAUAUCAGUGCCGGUCAGGGAAGAUCAGCAAAUAUUCAAUGUGGUAUUCAGGUAGCAGCUUUGAUGAUCACUUUGGCGAUAUCUAUUGCUGGCGGACUUUUUACUGGUUCGUAUUAGAGAUUACAGACUUACCACCAUGUAUUUAAAUCUAAACUUAAACUAACUUUACUUAUACUAUAUAAAUGAUCUACGUUUCUUCAAGGGUUGAUCGCUAGGUUGAAAUUUUUUGAUCCUCUGGAUGAAAAAGAUUUUUAUUUGGACGCACCAUAUUGGGAGGUGAGAGUAUUGAAAUAGUAUAAAACGUACGUUCAACAGUCGUGGUUUGUGUCUGUACUGGACCAAUGCGUGUUUAUUAUAUCCGAUUUUCAUAUUUACGUCUUUCUCAGGUGCCAGAUGAUUUUGUUGAGGCAGCUCCACAGAUUCUUAUUCCUCAAGUUCCAGGCGUAGCGUUGACGGAACAAGAUGAUGAAGAUGAUGAUGAUGAUGAAGAAUAUGGAGAAGAAGAAGGUGAAUAUGGAGAAGAAGGGGAAACUAUUGCCUUGAACAAAAGUAUUGAUUUCUCUCACGCACUGGUUUAA